Oncorhynchus kisutch (coho salmon) is the source of this 2650-nucleotide messenger RNA. RefSeq names its product zinc finger protein RFP-like. NCBI's taxonomy places the organism in Eukaryota, Metazoa, Chordata, Actinopteri, Salmoniformes, Salmonidae. The coding region runs from base 828 to 2474 and encodes 548 amino acids. Gene Ontology annotation, molecular function: protein binding; zinc ion binding. The transcript is spliced from 2 exons. The record is from RefSeq and is a predicted model, not a curated record.
AUGUAAAUGUAGAAAUGUGUGUAUCCUAAGCAUUCCUAGAGCUCUGAUUUUAUCCCUGAGGAAGUCUGACUUGUGUGUGUUUUACCACUUUGAUGGCAUUAGGAUCGAUUAUGGAAGCAAAGGCUCAGAAUGUGAAUUGGUGCUUAUACUAUCAGGAAUGUGUGGUAUUUUCUAGGUGUGUGUUUGCUCUCUGCAAACGCACACCUGGUGGAUUGUUGUACACAGCAAGGCCUAACUGCCAUCCUGGGAGUCUUGGUUCCAUACAACUUAGCUUUGAUAGUCUGGGUGUCAAUGCUUACUCACUGGUCUUUAUAGGAAGGAAGACAUGUUAGUUGCCAUUUCUACUACAUACUAUGAGCAGGAGGGUAUAUGAUAACAUUAUUACAGUAUUAACAGAUUGAGAAGAGCAGGCUGUAGUUGUUUUAGAGCAGUGGUUCCAAACCAGGGGUACUAGGACACCUGGGGAUACUUGGCCUAUCCACAGGGGGUGCUUGAGCAUACUCCAGACACCAUAGGCCUACUGGUAAAAUGCACAUGAGGUGCUACUUCAGAGGUACUCUGGGCAGAGCAUAAUUCAGUUGGUGGUACAGUAACCAGAAAGGGUUGGGAAGCACUGUUUUAGUGUUCAGCCACGUGUAAAUAUGUUCGCUCUGUACCUUUAAGAGAAGCAAUAAGCAAACCACACUUUGCUGAAGUGAAAGUAAAGUGAAAGUAAAGUGAAGAGGCUUGUAUCAGGCACUGAAACCCUACUCCUCGUCAGAAGUCUUGCUACACAACUAUGUUGCGUUCUGUCUCUGAGCGCCUUAUUAAUCAACAUCAACACAGAUAUGACCACCUCCAGCAGUCUCCUGUCUGAAGAGCAGUUCCUGUGCUCUGUCUGUCUGGAUGUGUUCACUGAGCCAGUCUCUAUUCCAUGUGGACACAACUACUGCAAGGCCUGUAUCAGUGGAUACUGGGAUACCAGUGACAUGUGCCAGUGUCCAUUAUGUAAGGAGAUUUUCUACAGAGAACCUGCGCUUCGUGUCAACACAACGUUCAGAGAGAUUGUGGAGAAUUUUAAGGAGAUGAGAGUCAGAGGUAAAGAUGAGUCCCCUGCCAAGCCUGGAGACGUGUCCUGUGACUUCUGCACUGAGAUGAAGCUCAAGGCCCUGAAGUCCUGUCUGGUGUGUCAGACCUCUUACUGUGAGACUCACCUGGAGCCUCAUCAGAGAGUCCCAGCCUUAAAGAGACACAAGCUGAUCAACCCUGUGGAGAACCUGGAAGACAGGAUGUGUAAGAAGCACGACAGACCUCUAGAGCUGUUCUGUAGGAGUGACCAGACUUGUGUGUGUCAAUUCUGUACUGAGACAGACCACAAGACUCAUGACACUGUCCCUCUAGAGGAAGCGUAUGGAGAGAGGAAGGUUGAACUGGGGAAGACUGAGACAGAAGUGCAGCAGAUGAUCCAGGAGAGACUGAAGAAGGUUCAGGAGAUCAAACAUUCAGUAGAUCUGAGUCAGAAAGAUGCAGAGAGGGAGAUAUCAGACAGUGUACAGGUCUUCACUGCUCUGGUUCGCUCCAUUGAGAGAAGCCAGACUGAGCUCAUUGAGGUGAUUGAGGAGAAGCAGAAAGCAGCAGAGAGGCAGGCUGAAGGGCUCAUUAAAGACCUGGAGCAGGAAAUCACUGAGCUAAAGAGGAGAAGCACUGAGCUGGAGCAGCUCUCACACACUGAGGACCACCUCCACCUCCUACAGAGCUGUCCAUCCCUCUGCACCCCUCCACCCACCAAGGACUGGUCUAGAAUCAGUGUUCACAGUGAUAUGUGUGUGGGGACUGUGAGGAGAGCUGUGUCUCAAUUGGAGGAGACAAUUUUAAGUGAAGUGAAGAUGUUGUGUGAUGCUGAGUUGAAGAAGAUUCAGCAGUAUGCAGUAGAUGUGACUCUGGACCCUGAUACAGCACAUAAUGGUCUCAUCAUGUCUGAGGAUGGGAAAAGGGUGAAACAUGGAGAUCGAAAACAACAUCUCCCAGACUACCCAGAGAGGUUCAAUUAUUUUGUCUGUGUAUUGGGAAAGGAGGACUUGUCCUCAGGUAGAUUUUACUAUGAGGUGAUGGUUAAGGGAAAGACUAAGUGGGAUUUAGGAGUGGUCAGAGAGUCCAUCAACAGGAAGGGGGAUAUCUCAGUGAGCGCUGGGAAUGGAUGCUGGACUCUGUGCCUGAGGAAUGGAGAAUACAACGUUCGUGCUAAAGCCAGUGUCCUGCUUUCCCUGAGAGAGAAGCCCCAGAAGGUGGGGGUGUUUGUGGAUUAUGAGGAGGGUCAGGUCUCCUUUUAUGAUGUGGAGGCCAGGUCUCAUAUCUACUCUUUCACUGGCUGCACCUUCACUGAGAAACUAUAUCCAUUCUUCAAUCCAUGUCUUAAUGAUGGUGGUAAAAACUCUGCCCCUCUGAUCAUCUCUCCUGUCAAUGACGGACUGAGUUUAUCCUUAAAGCAUAGUUGAUGGGCAUUCUUUGGAGACUGCAGUGUCAUAUGAAUGUCACAAAUGGUUGUCUAUGUCCUUAUACUCCUUAAUGAUAUCUAGUCUCUCUCAUUGUUAUGAAAAAUCAAAGCAGUAAACAUAUCCCCACUCCUAAAAAGUUGUAAUAAAUAAUUCCCUAAUAAAAUGCUUAUAGAAGA